Mytilus trossulus (common blue mussel) is the source of this 2862-nucleotide messenger RNA. Its product is annotated as lachesin-like. The transcript is spliced from 10 exons. Bases 226 to 1776 code for a protein of 516 amino acids. Gene Ontology annotation, cellular component: neuron projection. NCBI's taxonomy places the organism in Eukaryota, Metazoa, Mollusca, Bivalvia, Mytilida, Mytilidae. The record is from RefSeq and is a predicted model, not a curated record.
GCCUGUGCUUUUUACGCAGUAAUAGUGCUGUUGUACUUCCUGGUUCAACAUUACAAAAAAAGAGUAUUGUGCUUUUUACGCAGCAAUAGUGAUCUCGGUCAUCCUGGCCUAUUACCUGUGUACAGAUCAAGUUACCAAAAUGUUACAUUUUAAAAUAGGAAAUACGUAGGAAUUGAAGUUUCACUGAAUUUAAUGUGUCAGAACAGUUAAUUACAAUUGAGGAAUAUGUUAACUGCAGUAGUUCUUUUGUCAAUAAUUUGCUCAGUUUUUGCUGCAAGACCAGAAAUAGUGGAUGAUAUUUUACCAGAAGUGAAAAAACUUGGUCAAACAGCAUACCUGAAUUGUUCUGUCAUAAAUUUACAGUCUCCAGCUCAGUUACAAUGGAUUAAAAAAAACACAUCAUCUGGAGAACCUUUGCAUAUUUCUUCAGAUGAAACUAUUCGUAUUGACGAAAUUGUUGAAGGACAAAAGAAAUAUGAUGUGGUGAAAUACGGAAACACCAAUCGUUUGAUGUACCAACUGAUUGUCCGAUCUUUAACGGAGACUGAUGCAGGGAACUAUACAUGUCAGAUCUAUCUUCCAAAUCAGAAUUACAAAGAAUGGCCACAAAAGUGGGGUGUUUUAACUAUACAAGUUGCUCCUACUAUAAAAGAUGACAAUGUUACCAGUAUAACUGUCCAGGAAGGACAAAAUAUCACACUGACUUGUGAAGCUAAUGGAAAUCCUGCACCAAAUAUAACAUGGAAAAGAGGAGAUAGAUUCCCCCUCCCUAAUGGUGGAUUCCAGCAAAGGGGUGGUAUUUACAAGGUUAACCACAUCAAUGCCACAGAUCGUGGACAGUUUGUUUGUUUUGCUGAUAACAAUGUUAAACCACCAGCAUCCUACAGAGUACAGAUUGAAGUCAAAUUUGCUCCUUACUGUUCGGCUGUCCAGGAUACUGUAGGUCAGGCACAGAAUCGGAGUUUUCAUGCAAAAUUAGAGUGCUUAGUAGCUGCUAAUCCUAGAGCACAAGUUAUAUGGUAUAAAGAAAACAAAGCAACGCAACAAAAAGAACAAAUUCAGGACAAUGACAAAUACAGAUUAGAACAACAAGAUGAUCAGAGAUUAAAAGUUGAUGAGAAAUGGUACACUCUUGAAAUAAAAAAUGUACAAGGAAAUGAUUAUGGAGCUUAUUAUUGUACAGCGAAAAAUGAACACGGAGAAAAUCAAGCUCAAUUUCAACUUUUUGAAACUAUGGAAUGCCAAGGACAAAACUGUCCAUCUGUUGGAGCUAGUAGACCAGAAAUAGUGCAUGAUAUUUUAUCAGAGGUGAAAACAAUAGGCCAAACAGCAUACCUGAAUUGUUCCACCAUAAAUUUACUGCAUUACAGAGCAAAGAUGCAUUGGAUUAAACAGGCCACGCUAACUAGUCCCCAAAAAAACUUAUCCUCUGAUGAAACUGUUCAUAUUGAUGAAGUUGUUGAAGGGCAAAUGAAAUAUAAGGUGGUGAAAUAUAUAUCAAACUAUGGUGAAAUUUAUCAACUCAUUAUUCGAUCAUUAACGGAGACUGAUGCAGGGAAUUAUACAUGUCAGAUCUAUCAGCCAAAUUGGUAUCACUAUAAGUGGCCAAAAACGACCGGUGUUUUAACUGUGCAAAUUUAUAUUUCAGAAACUCCGAAAUGUGAAGGACAGAACUGUCCAACUGGGAAGGCGUCAUCUACUUAUCAAGUUUCCAUAGUUACGUUUAUUUUCGGACUCACCAUUAUUUUCAGUAUCAGAAAUUGCUUUAAAAGGUGAAUUAAGUUGAUCAUACACUUUACUUACAACACUUAGAAAUAAGAAUAUAUAUAUAAUGAUGUACUUUUUUUUGUUUCAUAAUGAUAUUUUUUAUCAACACUUGCUCUUGUAAUGAUUGCAUCAUAUAGUUGGUAAAUAUGCACCAGAAUCAUGAUCUGCAUGGUAAUGUGCGAAACGAAAGAAAGUAUUUGAGCAAUAUUUUUUCUAAACGAAAAGACAUUUUGCACAUUUACAACAGGUAAAAUGUAUAAAGAAUGACUGUUAUAUUAUUGUUGUGAAAAAAAAAUGGAAAAACUGUUGUUAAUUCUCUGAUAUUUUUUUUAUAACACUUUAUUUAUUAUUUUGUUAUAAUUUCUAUUUUUAUACUUUUUAUGUUAUAUUUUUGUACAUGUACAUUGUAGACUAUGCUAAACAUGUACAUAUUUAUCAUAAUGCAUUUGUAGUGAUUCUUUGGACAUAAAUUUCUGAAAUAUUUUGUAACAAUUUUGAGGUGUAUUUGUUCUAUCUGUCUUACAUUCAAAUAAUUUUUCUCCUCAUUUUAUCAAAUAUUAUCAAACAAUAUUUGAUAAUCCCUUAACCAGUAAAAUAUAACUCAAUCAAAUUGUUGUCUAAUUUUGGAUGAAACGCGUCUUCUGGUUGGCCGACGUUGUAAUGUUUAUCAGCUCUAAUACAUAGUCUUGUUGUGUGACUGUGACAUCAUUGACGUUUAACUUUUUUUCAUGGUUAAAUCCGGUUCAAAAUGGAAUUUAAAUAAGAUUGUUAGAAAUAACUGUUAUAUCUAUCUGUCUAUUAGAAAUAACAUCCAAAAUGUGAUGCACACUUUCAAAUAAUGGGUUAUGUACUGUACACCACAUUUCUGAUGCUAUUUCUUUAUAAACAAAAAGUAUAAGGUACAGUCAUUCCUUACCUAAAUAUCCCAUAUUCGUAACUUUGCUUAUCCAAUAGUAUGUUACUGGAUACUUGUGUUUAAUCAAUCUAUCAUUUGCAUUAUCAUUGCCUCUAGGAGGUCAAUAAUGUAUAAAAUAUCAAAUGUCAGUGUACUAUAUAUAUCAUAAUUUAAUUGUUUUUGUUUGUUUGAAUUUCCAU